AUGAGGAACGUUCAAGCUUCUAAACAGGUCGUUACAGAUAUGUCCAUGCUUAGGUUUCAUGUCGCAAACCCUAAAAACGUUUCUCACUUGUUCCUUACCCUCCUGGAAGAUUAUGGAGUCGAGUGGUGGCAGCUGGAAGUCGAACAGAAGCAGCAGCGGCGGAGCAAUGGUGGUGAUGGACGGGUAAAAGCGUUACAACCGUCGCUGUUUAGGAAAAGAAGAUUUAUGAAAAAAAAUUAUAUUGUCUACAAGGGUUAUGAACCUCCAAAGUGGUUUAAAGGUUGUUUCCAUUCUCUAAACAAAGUUAGUGUCUCUUUGUCCUUAUGUGAGACAUACAAGAAGUAUGACGAGGAAGAUGCUCGUGAGACUAUUAACAUGCUUCAACAGCUCCAGAGUGCCAAAUUUCUUACGCUUAACUUUGACAUUGUUGAGUGCCUUUCCGCAUAUCCAGAUUUGGUGUCACACCUUCCUUCACCUUUUAGCAACUUGAUUUGCUUAAAAAUAGACCCCUACAUGAGGUCUGAUGCAUACAAAGUAAACGUGUCUACCGAAGCUAUAAACUUCUUGCUUGAGAACUCUCCAAGAGCCAUGUUCAUCAUGGAUAUACCUGAGGAACCACCUACAAAAGCAAUGAUUGCGAAACGGGCUAGGGAGAUGAAAAGAGCCAAACUGAUUGCAGAUAUUGAGAAUUGUAUUACAGGAUUGCAAGCAUUACUAGAACAGGGAAAUUCAGUGCUUGUUGAGAGAAAGAAAGCACAGGAAAAGACCAAAGUAGCAAUUCAGAACAUUAUUCUAGAAUUAACAGUAUGGGCAAAUAAAAAGAUAAUGGGAAGUGAGCCUGAGAAACCAAAGGAAUUUGCUGAGAGUCGGGAGGUAGCGUCUGGACUGAUGACACAAUUUGAGGCCCGUUUGAGAGAGAUGCAGGAUCUGGGUGAGCAAAAUUUACACGGCUCUGUAGACAUUCUUACAAAGAAGGGACGGGUCAUAUUAUUAUUUAAAAACUUGCCUAAGAGACAGAGGAUGCACAUAACUUUUUAA
Molecule: messenger RNA, 1038 nt
Organism: Erigeron canadensis
Lineage: Eukaryota; Viridiplantae; Streptophyta; Magnoliopsida; Asterales; Asteraceae
Exons: 5
Coding region: 1-1038 (345 amino acids)
Source: RefSeq, a predicted model, not a curated record